Messenger RNA from Haplochromis burtoni (Burton's mouthbrooder), 2268 nucleotides. RefSeq lists its product as uncharacterized. Gene Ontology annotation, molecular function: nucleic acid binding. The transcript is spliced from 2 exons. The record is from RefSeq and is a predicted model, not a curated record. NCBI's taxonomy places the organism in Eukaryota, Metazoa, Chordata, Actinopteri, Cichliformes, Cichlidae. Gene Ontology annotation, biological process: DNA integration. Bases 206 to 1165 code for a protein of 319 amino acids.
UCCUUUAGUUUUGGAUCCGACACAUCCAGUCACCCGCCUGUUCAUCCAGGACGUCGACAGUCGCCUGCGCCAUCCAGGGCCAGAGAGGGUCUUCGCGGAGAUUCGGCGCACUCAUUGGAUCCUGAGAGGCCGGGAAGCAGUUAGGCGUUUUCAAAGGACCUGUCUUGAGUGCCGCAGAUGGAGAGCCCGACCGACUGUUCCCAAGAUGGCGGACCUGCCAGUUGCGCGCCUCCGCCUUUACAAACCUGCCUUUUAUUCGACAGGCGUGGACUGUUUUGGACCCUUUGAGGUCAAAAUCGGGCGCCGUGUGGAGAAGAGGUGGGGCAUCAUCUUUAAGUGCCUAACUAUCAGAGCGGUCCACCUUGAUGUCCUAACCUCCAUCGAUACAGAUGCCUUCCUAAUGGCACUUCGACGCUUCAUUGCCAGGAGAGGAACUCCAGCUGAGCUGUACUCAGACCAAGGGACCAACUUCCGUGGGGGAGAAAGGGAACUCCAAGCAGCUUUUGCAGCCAUGACCUCUGACCUGCAGAAGCUCCUGGCUCCCCAUAAGAUCGUCUUCCACUUCAAUCCACCAGCGGCUCCUCAUUUCGGGGGAGUGUGGGAGCGGGAGAUUAGGUCUGUCAAGAUGGCACUCUACACUACAGUAGGAUCCCAACCCCUUCAAGAAGAGGUCCUCCACACGGUCCUUGUGGAGGUGGAGGGCAUCUUGAACUCCAAACCACUAGGUUAUGUCCCGUCUGACAUCAGUGAUCCUGAUCCAGUGACCCCCAACUGCUUUCUGAUGGGGCGGCCUGACGGAGCACUUCCUCAAGUGGCUUAUCCCAGAGAAGAGCUCCUGAGUCGCCGGAGGUGGAAGCACUCCCAGGUGCUGGCUGACCACUUCUGGUCUCGAUUCAUCCGGCUGUACCUUCCAAGCCUGCAGCUUCGGCAGAAAUGGCGGUCAUCCCCCGCAGAUGUCACAGAAGGUUCAGUGGUGAUGAUCGUAGAUCCUCAGCUGCCUCGUGCUUCCUGGCUCGUGGGCUGCAUCUCCAAAGUCCACCCCAGUCCCGACGGGCACAUCAGGUCUGCUGACAUCAAGGUGAAGGACCGGACCUUCACCCGACCUGUGGCGAGGCUGGUGGUACUGCCUGCCCUCCCGGACGAAGACAAAGGACAAUCACCGUGACUUUGUUUGUAAAAUUGCCUUUUGUUGUGAGCAAAUGUACUUCAUACAUUUGGGGGCGGCUGUACAAAAGGCCCCGUAGUUAUGGUUUUAUUCUGUUCAGUUGUUAGUUCCCCUGUAGUUUUUAGAGUGGCCAGUAGAGGUCACCCCACUGCUUUGUAUGAGAGACUAUGUCCAGGGAGAGACGUGGGCAAAGCACCUGAGCUUUUCUGCUCCAGAUUACUGGCAGAGAAUUGGUUAUUCUGUGAGAAGUGUGCGUUAAUGAGCAACGGACCACACACACACAUCCAUGCCCACGCACCUAAACCUGUAUGCGAUACCUGCUCCUCUGACAACCUCUGUUACCUUCAACUGUGUGAAGUCAAUACGAGAGUCUGCACUAUCCUCGGUGUCUUUAUUGUCUCCCUUCUGAACAUUCAUCCGGGCCUUGAGCAGUGUUCUGGCCGACACUCCGGGGAGUGGUAGCUGCAAACUGAACUAGCACCUUACAGUCCUUCCAGUACAAGCUAUCUAUCCAACAUUAAUGGUCCUUCGAGCCGGAUGUAAGCUGCUUCUACCCUAACAAGAUGGAUGAUAUUCAGAACUUCUCAGCUCUUGGUGCGCGCCCACGGCGUAAUGUACGGCGUCCCCUCCGCUAUGAAGCUUAUGAGACUGACUUCCCCGGGCUUGGUGCAGGUUACCAGGAGGAAAGUGAGACAGGAGGCGACACCCGUUCUUCCCACCAUCCUCCGUCUGACCCCUCUGAUGACCGCUCACACGGCCAUGUCACACCAUUGAGAGCAGAGUUAGAAGAUAUACAGCGUGAAAGGUUCCUGUUCCAGCAGUCGCAUGACGAGAUGAGAGCCGGGCUGGCUAAUUUCCAGGCCCUUCAUGCUAGUUUGCUGCAGUUGCUGGACCGUGCAGAGAGUCUGCAGCUCAGUCCACCGCCCAGAGCCCCUGCUGUUCAUCUCCAGCCACCCCCUGCUGAAGAGGAAGAGGACUGGCCUCCACCACCUCCUCCUGUUGUGUUCAAGGAGGAGUCUGUCUCCAGCCAGGGUCCAGUUGCGGACCGCAUCGAUACGAUGCUGAAAGAGCUCCAGGAUCUGAAGAGGGAGUCUAUGGCUGCA